UGAGCUGAAUCCACCUCUUGUGGAGUUCGAUGUUCUUUAUGGAAACAAGUAUAAAAAUAGAUUUAUUGAAUUUGGAAAUUGUAAUACUGUUACUUAUGUGUUAAAGAAGAUUGCUUAGUGAAUUAAGUGAUGCAAAAUUAUUGGUGGAAAAAUCUAUGCUCAAGACAACAGCAAGUGAUGUUUUUUUUUACACAUGGACUUUGAUGACCAAGUGGUUGUAUCAGCAAAUGAAUAGAAAUCAACACUGCCACACAAACAACAACACAAUGUAAUUAUAAGUGUAAUAAAAAUAAAAGAUUCUUCAAGGCAUGCGGUUGCAAGUUGAUAAAAUAUCGAACACGCUGCCAGUUAAGGUUAUUUGUGAGUCAACUUUGAACGUAUGAGCAACCACGGCGGCGGGCGGUUGCCAAAAAACAGUGACGGUUAGUGAAACCUCCAUGAUAUAGAAAUACUUAAAAUUCUCGAUUGAAUAAAAAUUCGAUUUAAAAUCUUGAAGAGUGCCUGCCACAAAGAGUUAAUAUACGUGAAUUUCGAAAAAUCAGUGAAAGAUGCUGCUGCUUGUACUAAUCUCGUUUGCACCACUUUUCACACUGCAAACCGAAGUGCUUUUAAACUACGACGGCUUUAAUCCAAUCACCGCCGUGUCGUCUGCAUCAGCAGCUUACAGCUCUGCCUCCUCCUCUUCAUCAACAGCAACAACCGUAACGUACGCCCAGCAGCAGGUGCAAUGGCCUCCCACUGCUGUGCGCGGCAAUUGGUAUAUCCUGAAUGCAGCAGCCAACGCUGCGGUUGCCGCGGCUGCCACUACUCAAGUAGACGCCGCACGCGCUAAUAAACUGCAAAAGCGACACAAAGCAAUGCCACAAGAUAAACAACCACACAGAACAGCACGCCACACCCUUGAUAUACCACAAGCGGCGCAGCAACAGGAGCAACAACAAAAUCCGGCAAAUUAUUACACUUACAACAGCAGCAACAACGGAAAUUACCGUUCGACGGCACCGGAUAUGCGCUUUGUUGCGCCAUAUGUAUUGGCGUUAAGUAAUAGGCGACGCCUCUCGAUGACUUCGGGCGAAAGGAGUAGGCGGCGAGAGCUCAGCGGCAGCACCACUGACAGAGUUGUCAAUAACUUCAAUAAACGAGGGUAUGUCAACACUUAUAACAACAACUAUAACAACAAAAGUGUGACUCAACACAAUAAGUAUGGUGACAAUGAGCAAGCAGCAACAACUAAAGUAAACAUUGCCGACAGCAUUAUUACGCAACCACAGCAUCGAGCAAUGCUUGCUUGGCAGGAUAUUAAAACCAAAAGCGAUGGCGAGGUCAACGAGGGGCGUAAAGGCGUCGUUCCUGAUAUUGAGGAAAGCACGGAGGUCGGAAGUGUUGAAAAUGAUAUAAACAGUCUAGAGGAAGCGCAGUUCAAUGAAGUUCUAGUGCCAUUGGGAAACGCCUUGGACAAAGUGCGACACUUUUGUGAGGUUUUCCGACGUAUCAUCAGCGAUGAUGAAGCAGACCUUGCAAGCGACGACCUCGAUACAUUGGGGAGCAGCGACGACGGCUUCGCAAACUCAGCAUCCGCCACGUUAGUGCAGUCAGCAACUGUAGACACAGCCGUUCCUGUUGGUGACAACACACAGUUGGCGCUUGAAGUUCAAGGUCAGCGAAGCCCUCCCACCGCCACACAUUCAAACACGCAACAGUCUCAGCCGAUUGCAGAGGCGACAUUGAUGUGGCCAACAGUGACGGCACCAGCUAUGCCACGGUCAACUGCGGUUACAGCAUCAGCGCAGGCAACAACAACUGCAAACGCACCAAACUCAGCUAAAUCAUUAACAUCUACUGCCUUGGUCAUUGGUCGAGGUAAAAAGUUGAAAAAGAAAUUGAAAAAACUGAUGCUUCCAUUGUUGCUGGCAUACAAGCUGAAGUUCAUAGCAUUAGUGCCGCUGCUAAUUGGUGGCCUAACGCUGCUGGUCGGCAGCACCGGCCUGGCUGGCUUCUUUUUUGCGCUCUUCUUGACGGUGAUGACCCUGAAGGGCGGCGGUAGUGUGAACAAAUCGAUUGUAAUUAAGAAAGUUUUGUAAACGCCGGCCGAGCUGCCAAAGCAAUCAGCGGAGCAGGGGCGCGGUACACUCUAUAAGCUAAUCUUUUUUUUUUAUCGGUCAACACGAGUUAAGUGAGUCAUGAAUUAACGUUGCUCUUUGCAGCUUGCAAGUGACACAGAAGAGGGCGAAUGAAAUUGCACAAUCGCAUAACUUCAAGUUGGGCGGUCUUGUGGUUGAGAAAAGCAAAUGUUAAUGUUAUAAAACAAUAGUUACAAACCAUUUUUUAUAAACUCUCGUGCACAUUGUAUACAUUAAAUUUUCCCCGAUUUACGCUCGUGUUACUAUUUAUACAUGAAGUUGUUGCAGUGAGCGACACGCGACAGCCGAAACCGGAUACUAUUACUUAACGCCGCUAAUUUAAGUCCAUUACUUCAUUCAUAAAUACGGAAAUAAAACCGUAUCAAGCUACAUACUUGGUUUGAAUGAACGCCAUGCUAAAAGGUUUUGAACACUUUAGACAUCGUAAAUAACGGCUCCGCUUUGGAUUCA
Bactrocera neohumeralis is the source of this 2591-nucleotide messenger RNA. RefSeq lists its product as uncharacterized. The transcript has 3 exons. The record is from RefSeq and is a predicted model, not a curated record. The coding region runs from base 549 to 2081 and encodes 510 amino acids. Lineage: Eukaryota; Metazoa; Arthropoda; Insecta; Diptera; Tephritidae.